AUGUCUCUCGUUUCGCAAGAACCUUCAUUGUUCCAUGGAACAAUCAAGGAAAACGUUUUGUAUGGUGUCUUCGAAGCUAAGACUGACGAAGAGAUCAUGGACGCCUUGGAACAAGCAAAUGCGAAGAAAUUCGUCAUGAAGUUUGACGAUAGCAUCAAUCAUCAAGUUGGAGAUCGUGGUUCUAUCCUAUCAGGCGGUCAACGACAAAGAAUCGCUAUUGCUCGCGCAGUCAUGAAGAAUCCGAAGAUCUUGAUCACGGAUGAAGCUACAUCUGCACUCGACAGCGAAAGCGAGAAGAAAGUACAGAGUGCACUCGACAAGGUUCUUAUUGGACGAACAGGCAUUGCUGUUGCACAUCGUCUGUCGACAGUUAUCAACUGCGAUGUGAUCUUUGUUAUCGAUUCAGGCAAAAUUGUUGAACAAGGCACUCACACCGAACUUGUUACAAAAGGUGGUGCUUACUACAAUCUUGUUAAGCAUCAAUUAAGCAAGUCAGAAACCAAAUAA
Molecule: messenger RNA, 507 nt
Organism: Trichomonas vaginalis G3
Lineage: Eukaryota; Parabasalia; Trichomonadida; Trichomonadidae
Product: ATPase activity, coupled to transmembrane movement of substances
Exons: 1
Coding region: 1-507 (168 amino acids)
Biological process (GO): transmembrane transport
Molecular function (GO): ATP binding; ATP hydrolysis activity; ATPase-coupled transmembrane transporter activity
Source: RefSeq, a predicted model, not a curated record